AUGAAAGAUUGUGACUCCAUAAAUAUUGUUUUUUUGAGUGUUUUUGCAAGGAGUUCGAAAUUUGUGUCGUAUCUCCAUCGAAUGAUAAUUCCUCUGCAUGUGAGUGACAAGCACCAGCCGGGUGAUGAUCUACUAUCCACAUGUGAAAUGGCGAAUGGAUGUGAAGCAAUAUUAAAGGAGGACGGCAGCAUCCAUUGUAAAGACAGGAGAAUUUGUGACAUUCCUUUUGAAUUCCCUCGCUACUGUUACGACUUAAACAUGAAGGAGUAUCGUUACGUCUAUGGCGCCUGCCUAGGUCACGAGACGGAAGCGAAACGAGGUGUUGUGAAAGUUGAUAUGAAGGAGGAAAACUAUAAGGCUUGGCACAAGGACGCAGCCGAUCAAAUCUGCGCUGAGCCUAUACUGGUGAACGGACCUGGAUAUGAAAAAGAGGAUGAAGGAGUGUUGCUGGUUCCUGUCGUCACAAUAAACGAAAAGGAUACACCCUAUGUUGUUGUGUUGAAUGCGGAAACUAUGGAAGAACAGGGUCGUUUCCUCAUUCCUCAAUCACGAAUUCCUCUUGGAUUCCAUGCUCAUUAUGUACCACGAUCAGAUUUGUAA
Molecule: messenger RNA, 600 nt
Organism: Necator americanus (New World hookworm)
Lineage: Eukaryota; Metazoa; Nematoda; Chromadorea; Rhabditida; Ancylostomatidae
Exons: 5
Coding region: 1-600 (199 amino acids)
Biological process (GO): retinal metabolic process; carotene catabolic process
Molecular function (GO): carotenoid dioxygenase activity; beta-carotene 15,15'-dioxygenase activity
Source: RefSeq, a predicted model, not a curated record